Molecule: messenger RNA, 598 nt
Organism: Trematomus bernacchii (emerald rockcod)
Lineage: Eukaryota; Metazoa; Chordata; Actinopteri; Perciformes; Nototheniidae
Gene: slco5a1b
Product: solute carrier organic anion transporter family member 5A1b
Exons: 4
Coding region: 194-442 (82 amino acids)
Cellular component (GO): secretory granule
Source: RefSeq, a predicted model, not a curated record
UCCUGAAGCAGAAACGCCCUGCCUCCUCUCUCCUCUCCUCCAACAUCCAUCCAUCCCCGGCUCUCCUCUGCUCCUCUAUCCGCCGAGCAGACACUCUGAGGCGGCCGGGAAACCAACCAAACCUCGGUGGAGGAGAGAGAAAAUAAAAUGGCCCUUUAAACACCUUGAGAGAAUAAAAAAACCCAGAGGAGACAUGGAGCCUUUUUCCUUCCUCCGCCUCCUCUUCCUCGUUUCCUUGAGCUGCUUCUCCACUGCUGCUGACAGGAGAAUCGGUUGCCUGUUUGAGAACGAGCUGUGUUCAACGUAUGAAGUCUGCGUCAACGAUGCCAUGUUUGGACGGUGUCACCCCGUUCCAGUGACGGACGUUUACACCUACGAUGUGUCUCCGUCUGUAGUGCAACGCUUCAGGACGCUGCUGGAGAAGCUCUCAAACAGAGUUUGAUCAGCCUGAAAACUCUCACAUUUACUGAAGGAAGCAGUGAGAGUGGACCUUGGAACGGAUUGUCUAUCUACACACACUCCCCCCUUAUCAAUUGCGUCAUACUUCCUGAUGGGUGUAACCAGUGCAUGAGCUGACAGGCCCUAUUCACUGCAAAAU